This is a messenger RNA of Alnus glutinosa, 2250 nucleotides long. RefSeq lists its product as uncharacterized. The transcript is spliced from 24 exons. The coding region runs from base 151 to 2094 and encodes 647 amino acids. Lineage: Eukaryota; Viridiplantae; Streptophyta; Magnoliopsida; Fagales; Betulaceae. Gene Ontology annotation, biological process: CTP biosynthetic process; pyrimidine nucleobase biosynthetic process. The record is from RefSeq and is a predicted model, not a curated record. Gene Ontology annotation, molecular function: CTP synthase activity; identical protein binding.
GGGGGCGAAACAAGAGCAUGUACUUUGAUUGAUAGCGUCACAGAAAGCCACCGCAAAUCCCAGAAAGCAAAAAAAAGGCAAAGUCUUCGUAAAGACCGCCAUUGUGAAAAAGACUCUGGAUUUUUGUUCAAGGAAAAUAAAAGAGCGAAAAUGAAGUAUGUAUUGGUGACGGGAGGUGUUGUAAGCGGUCUAGGAAAAGGAGUCACUGCUAGCAGCAUUGGACUUCUCCUUAAAGCCUGUGGACUUCGUGUUACUUCCAUUAAGAUUGAUCCUUACCUGAACACAGAUGCGGGGACAAUGUCUCCCUUUGAGCAUGGGGAGGUAUUUGUCUUGGACGAUGGGGGUGAGGUGGACCUUGACCUUGGAAACUAUGAGCGUUUUCUGGACAUCAAGUUAACCCGUGACAACAAUAUUACAACUGGCAAAAUAUAUCAGUCCGUUAUUGACAAGGAGAGAAGAGGCGAUUACCUUGGCAAGACUGUCCAGGUUGUUCCACACAUUACGGAUGCCAUUCAAGACUGGAUAGAGCGUGCAGCAAAAAUACCAGUGGAUGGACAAGAAGGUCCAGCUGAUGUUUGUGUCAUUGAAUUGGGUGGAACUAUAGGAGACAUUGAAUCUAUGCCAUUUAUUGAGGCGCUUGGUCAAUUUUCAUACCGUGUGGGCACUGGUAAUUUCUGCUUAAUUCACGUCAGCCUUGUCCCUGUUCUCAAUGUUGUUGGUGAGCAGAAAACAAAACCUACCCAGCAUAGCGUUCGGGGACUCAGAGGACUGGGGUUGACACCAAAUAUUCUAGCUUGUCGUAGUACAAAGGCACUUGAAGAGAAUGUUAAGGGAAAACUUGCCCAAUUUUGCCACGUGCCGGAGGAAAACAUUGUUACUCUCUAUGAUGUCCCAAACAUAUGGCACGUUCCUUUGCUAUUAAAAAAUCAGAAGGCACAUGAAGCAAUCCUGAAAGGGCUGAACCUUCAAGGUGUUGCUAGGGAGCCUGAGUUAGAGGAAUGGACUGCAAGGACAAAAGUUUUUGACACAUUGCAUGAUCCUGUUAGAAUUGCCAUGGUUGGAAAAUACACAGGCCUUUCAGAUUCUUACCUCUCUGUUUUAAAGGCUCUUUUGCAUGCUUCUGUCGCUUGCCACCGGAAGCUUAUUGUAGAAUGGAUUGCGGCAGGUGACCUUGAAGACAUUACUGCUAAAGAGUCCCCUGAUGUUUAUAAAGCUGCAUGGGAUCUUUUAAAGGGUGUUGAUGGUGUUCUUGUUCCAGGAGGAUUUGGUGAUAGAGGAGUGCAAGGAAAAAUUCUUGCAGCAAAGUAUGCUCGAGAGAAAAAAGUUCCAUUCCUAGGGAUUUGCCUGGGGAUGCAAAUUGCUGUUAUUGAGUUUGCACGAUCUGUUCUUGGUUUGCAUGACGCUAACAGCACAGAGUUUGAUCCUGAAACUACAAAUCCUUGUGUAAUAUUUAUGCCAGAGGGUUCAAAAACUCAUAUGGGUGGUACUAUGCGUCUGGGAUCAAGGAGGACUUUCUUCAAUGUUACCGAUUGCAUAUCUGCUAAGUUGUAUGGCAAUGUAAGUUUUGUUGAUGAGCGACAUCGGCAUAGAUAUGAGGUCAAUCCAAAUAUGAUAUCAAAACUUGAAAAUGUUGGUCUGUCCUUUGUUGGCAGAGAUGAAACUGGUCAGCGCAUGGAGAUUGUUGAGUUGCCCGGUCAUCCGUACUUUGUUGGUGUUCAGUUCCAUCCUGAGUUUAAGUCAAGACCUGGAAAACCUUCUGCACUGUUCUUAGGACUUAUAGCAGCAGCAUGUGGGCGCUUGGAGACUGUCGUACAUGAGAAUGCCCAUAGAAGGAAGUCCUUGACUAGUGCGAUGAGUAAUGGACACUCAAUGGCGAAAAUCCACCAAAAUGGAAGUGCAAUUAAGUCCAAUGGAUCAGUAAAUGGUGUGUAUAGCAAUGAUAUUCACUCCAUCUUGCCUCAAUUCAAAAGCUGGUCAACUACAAGGGCCAGCUGCAUGGCAAAUGCAAGAACACAUUUUGUUUGUAAAAUGGGCCGCUUUCCAUCAAUAUUUUGGAAGCACUCCCACUACAUUGUACCCUGUUUCCUCUUUUAGAUUAAAUUAGCAACAAAGAGAAAUGUAGAGAUAUAUAUACAUAUAAAGGCUUGAAUUUUCAAUUGUAAGGUUCGAGUUUUGGUCAUAUUUUUCAUCUAGGUUUUAAUGAAAGAUUUGUUCCAUAUCAGAGACUAUAAAGAAAUAUGUGUAUUUAUA